Cuscuta europaea is the source of this 3140-nucleotide messenger RNA. NCBI's taxonomy places the organism in Eukaryota, Viridiplantae, Streptophyta, Magnoliopsida, Solanales, Convolvulaceae. The record is from the annotation of a GenBank genome assembly.
CCCCCUUUGUUUGCCAGUACUUUAUUAUGUUUGCUUUCUUUUGUCAAAGUUCAUUCAUUUAUUGGAUGCCUUCUUUUGUUGUCUUUCAGAAUUUACGGGUUUUGUUUAUGUCAAUAAAUUCCUCCAGUUUCAGAAUCUUCUAUAAUUCUGUUCCAACUUCAACUGUUUUCCUAAACCCCAACACUCCACGAGCUUUCCUCCCAAAACCUCCAGGUAACAACUUUGAAGAAAGGUGUUCUUCACUUCUUCCAGUGAAUUCUUAAGGAAAUCAAAAACAAAAAAUUCUGUUGAAGACAACCUUAAAAAUGGCACUUUUGAGAUUCUUGACAGUGGUCUUGCUUGGUUUGAUGACAACUUCUUAUCUGGGUAGUGCUCAGGAGGAUCUGAAUCUUUAUGAGCAGACCAUCUUGUUAACAUUAAGAAAUGAGCUAGCAAUACCAGGAUGGAAUUUGAACGGCUCAGAUUUCUGCUCCUGGCAUGGCAUUGGCUGCAGCCAAUCAACUGUGAAAAAGCUUGUCCUUUCUGGCUUAUGGCUACAUAAAGGUAACCUCACUUUAAUAUCUGAGCUCAAAUCAUUGAACUGGCUUGACCUUUCUGCAAAUAAUUUCCAAGGCUCUAUCCCACCUGCAUUCGGUCAGCUUCUUCAUCUUCAAUUUCUUGAUUUGUCUUUUAAUAUCUUCAAGAAUUCAAUCCCUAAAGAAUUGGGGAGACUCCAAAACCUCAGGGCAUUGAACCUCUCACACAACUCCCUCUCGGGACCCAUACCCCAAGAAUUAGGGCAGCUUCAGGAGUUGGAAGAAUUAUUCAUAUCCAGCAACAGGUUGAAUGGGUCUAUCCCAAUAGGUUUAGGGAAUCUGACUAAACUGAAAGCAUUUUCAGCUUAUGAGAAUAAAUUCAGUGGCUUCAUUCCGGGAAAUUUAGGCCUAAACUCUGACCUAACCAUGCUGAUCCUCCAUACCAACCAGCUUGAAGGCGUAAUCCCAGAGAAUUUAUUCGCGAGGAAGAAACUGAAGUUUUUGGUCCUCACACAGAACAGGCUGAUUGGCUAUAUUCCACAAUCUAUAGGGAAUUGCAAAGGCCUUUGGAGUGUUAGAAUUGGGGAAAACCGGCUUAUGGGUACAGUUCCUAAAGAAAUUGGAAAUGUAAGAAACCUCGUUUACUUUGAAGCAAACAAUAACAACUUGUCAGGGGAGAUCGUCUCGGAGUUCUCCAUGUGCUCUAAUCUCACCCUCCUCAAUUUGGCUUCAAAUGGGCUUACAGGAACCAUCCCUCGAGAGUUUGGCCUACUAACCAAUCUCCAAGAGUUGAUUCUCUCCGGGAAUAGUCUUAUCGGCGAAAUCCCUUUGCCACUUCUUGAGGUGAAAAAUCUCAACAAACUUGAUUUAAGCAACAAUAAAUUCAAUGGAACUAUACCAAAAAACAUAUGCAGUGCUCCUGGAUUGCAGUAUCUACUCCUUGAGCACAAUUCAAUAGAAGGGGAGAUACCUAAUGAGAUCGGGAACUGCAUAAAGUUGCUUGAGUUGAGUUUGGCAAAAAAUCAGCUUAGCGGUCAAGUCCCUUGCGAGAUUGGUCAUUUGACGAAUUUGCAGAUUGGGUUAAACUUGAGCUAUAAUCAUCUCAGUGGGAAUUUACCACGGGAACUUGGUAAACUUAACCAGUUGGUUUCUAUGGAUGUGUCUAAUAAUCAGCUCUCCGGGAGAAUUCCAUUGUCAUUCAUUGGAAUGAUGAGUUUAAUAGACGUUAACUUCUCCAAUAACCAGUUCUUUGGACAAAUUCCGGCCUUUUUGCCAUUCCAAAAGAGCUUAAACACGAGCUUUCUUGGAAACAAUGGGCUAUGUGGUAACCCAUUGAACACCCGAUGUGGAAAUUUGAACCUUCACAAUAAUGUUCACCAUUACGCGAACACUUUGGCUGUCAUUGGUUCUGGUGUUGCGAUUAUCAUAUCUGUGAGUAUAGUCGUGGUUCAGUUUAUGGUGAGGGAGAAUCAAGAAAAGGCAGCCAAAGCUGUUGAGGAAAGAUUGCCUAUGAUGAUUGCAGGAAAUGUUUUUGUUGAAAAUCUAAGGGAAGGCUUUGAUUUUGAUGUAGUUGCGAAAGCGGCCAUGAAAGAUGGGAAUAUGCUUAGGGAAGGUACUUUUAGCACUGUCUAUAGGGCAGAAAUGCCAUCUGGGACUAUCUUAUCAGUUCGAAAGCUAAAAUCAGUGGACAGUAUAGUUCUGCAAUACCAAGGAAAGAUUGCCAGAGAAAUAGAAAAGUUAAGUAAGAAGCUAAGUCAUGAGAAUCUGAUGAGUUCUGUCGGGUUUGCAAUAUACGAAGACACUGUUCUUCUGCUCCAUCAGCACUUCCCAGAUGGGACUUUGGCGCAGUUUCUUCAUGAAUCUACCAAGAGACAGGAAUACAAGCCUGAUUGGCGAACGAGACUCUCCAUAGCCAUUGGAGUGGCUAAAGGGUUGGCUUUCCUUCACAGUAUGGCCAUCAUUCACCUUGACAUCUCUUCAAGCAAUGUGCUUUUGGAUUCCAAUUUCAAGCCUUUGGUUGCUGAGGUUGAAAUAUCUAGGAUUCUUGAUCCAUCAAAAGAGACUGCAAGCAUCACUGCUGUGGCUGGCUCCUUCGGUUACAUUCCACCAGAGUAUGCAUAUACAAUGCAGGUAACGCCUCCAGGGAACGUGUAUAGCUAUGGGGUUGUUCUGCUUGAGAUUCUUACUAGCAAAUUACCUAUUGAUGAAGCCUUCGGUGAAGGAACCGAUUUAGUAAAGAUGGUCCAUGGUGCACCUGAAAGAGGGGAAACACCCGAGCUGAUUCUUGAUUCCAGGCUUAGUACUGUUUCGUUCCGUUGGAGGAAUGAAAUGUUGUUGGCAUUAAAGGUUGCAUUACUUUGCACUGAUAGUACGCCAGCGAAACGACCCAGAAUGAAGAAGGUUGUUGAGAUGCUUCAACAAAUUUCAGAUGCUCCAAUCUAAUUAUCUGAAUCACAUAUUUCCAAGUUCUUAGCUUUGAAAGCUUCCGAUAGUUGUGAAGAUAGUAGUGACAUACAAUCUUGCAUUCCAAGUUUGUACAUUGUAUUCAAAAAGUAUUUGUUGAAGCAAUAGAGACGAGUAAUACAGUAUGAUGUAACAUACUAUAGAGGAAUGAGUUGUGGCCAA